CUCAGCCACUGGAUUUGAGAGUCAACUCAAGCUUCCAACACAUCACUAGAUCUUUGCAAAAUGCUGUCCCAAGUACUACGCUUUACUUUCCCGGCCGGUUCCACCAUAUCAUCGGCAGCAUUCCUGAAGCUUCGCCAGCAAAUUGCUGCAGCGGGCGCAGCAUCCCAAUACUAUGGCUACACUACGCCGACCAGAGUCUUGAGUCUACCUAGAAAGCGCCAUGAGGCUUGUUGGGUCAUUCAUUGGCCUAACGAGCGACAAGACCGAAGCGCUGUGGCCGAAGGAUUAAUUAGCACUGGUAUUACAGAUGCAACAUCUUUGGAGUUCGAAUUCACUGAAGCUCAAUUGGAACAUUUGACCAAGGCGCUUGACGCUCCAAUUUGCGAAUUUGCUUGUAUCCGACUGAGAGAUGAUGCCCCAUUAGAAGACGAGGCUCUACAGAAAUCAAUGCAUAAAACGUAUUCCGAUACUUACCAGAUUCCAGGAUUUACAGGCGGCUAUUGGACAUACGCUCUUAACUCCAACGAAACCGCGGGUGUAUCUUGCAGCAGCCCUGGCCCGGAAACAAUUCCCAAGUCCCACCGAAGACUCGGAGUUUAUUAUCUCGGAUGGGAUAGCAUUGAGUUGCACGAAGAUGGGACCCAAACGGCAGCCUUUUCCGAGGAGAUUGACAAGUUGCAGCCAUAUUUUGGACCGGGAUCAGGCGCUUUUUACACGAUACUUCGCCAACAUAAAUAACGCGCUGUGCAAGAAUAGCAGAUACGCCAUAUAAGUUGGAGGUGUAAGGCUUGUGGCAUUUAACGGGUGGUUGCCUAACAAAGGCUCGCGAGGCAUUUCUGAAGGCUGUCCUUGGUUCGAAUAUGCCCCCUCAUUCACAAAACUACAUGCAGAUGAAGGGCGAAUUGCGUCGAUGCGAAUUCAUUCUAGUUUCUAUACUGGUGAUAGGCCGCAAUAUAAUAGCUAAAAGACAAACAUCAAUGAUCAGGUUCAG
This is a messenger RNA of Trichoderma harzianum CBS 226.95, 991 nucleotides long. RefSeq lists its product as hypothetical. Bases 61 to 738 code for a protein of 225 amino acids. NCBI's taxonomy places the organism in Eukaryota, Fungi, Ascomycota, Sordariomycetes, Hypocreales, Hypocreaceae. The transcript is spliced from 4 exons. The record is from RefSeq and is a predicted model, not a curated record.